Pogona vitticeps (central bearded dragon) is the source of this 3952-nucleotide messenger RNA. RefSeq names its product TIR domain containing adaptor molecule 1 (gene TICAM1). Lineage: Eukaryota; Metazoa; Chordata; Lepidosauria; Squamata; Agamidae. Gene Ontology annotation, biological process: positive regulation of type I interferon production; positive regulation of canonical NF-kappaB signal transduction; TRIF-dependent toll-like receptor signaling pathway. Gene Ontology annotation, molecular function: signaling adaptor activity. Gene Ontology annotation, cellular component: endosome. The record is from RefSeq and is a predicted model, not a curated record.
AGAGGUGCAGAGUGCAGAGUUGGUCCCGGGACGAUGCAGCUUCCGCCUCUCAGUUCCUGCCCUUUUGCAACCCAGCCUCCAACUUCUUGCAAACUUUUGCAAAGUUUGCAGGGCAAGGUCUCUUGGGCGGGCAAGCAGACACGGGAGGCAAGCUGAUUCUCUCCAAGCUCCCUUUUUUGAAGGGAUCACGGAAGAUCGACGCAAGCAUCCGCCCACCCCCCGGACCGAAGCAUUAACCCGCCGACCCUGCCUGGCCUCAUCAAACCUGUCGGCUCUGGGGAUGACCGCCUCGCUUCUGCACCCACGCCGUCCCUCCGAGGCGUAAGAUGCUCCUCCGCCACCGAGGCGGUGCUUCCGUAGAUUGUUGGGAAAGAUGGCGGAGAGGGCCAAUGGGCCUCCGAGCAUGGAAGGGAUCUUUGGAAUCCUAGCUCAGAUCCCGCGGGACAAGCUGGUCUGGUACAAGCAUGAAUUGGCCCACAGGCCGCAUGACCGGAGGAUCUGCCGUCUGCUGCGCGCCAUGAUCCUGCUGACCUUGAGGGAAGAGGCGGAGGCCCGAGAGAGCCUGGACGCUUUGGGUUACGACCUGGUGGCGGCCCAUAUCUACCGAAGCCACUGGGGCAGCUCGUUGGCGAGCAAGGCCAACUUCGCUCCCCCCCAACCAGACCCAGAGGUGGCGCUGGCGGUGGCUCGGAUCUACUCGCUUCUGGCGGAGGAGAAACUGUGCCAGCCCCCGGCCAGAGACGAGGCCUACCGGGUUGCGGUCCGAGCUUUUCAGAUGAGCGGUGCGGACACAGACCAGCUAAAGAGCCUCUCGGAUGAAACGCAGGAGAAAUGUGGGGUGGGUUUCACUGCCCUGCUCUCAGGAGAUCAUGGUGGUGGGUCCCCAUCCCUGCCGGUGGGAAGCCACCCGGGGCUGAUCCCAAGCUCCUUAGAUCCCCGCUCGUUGCGCUCCACCGGCACCCCGCUCUCCUUUGUCAGUCACUUUGAGAUUAGCCCGGCCACGACCAUGCAGUGUGGCACCGGUUCAGACCGAGGGCCCAGCGCCGGGACCGGUGCGGUCGGUGGAAACACCUCCGCUCGCCUGGGAUCAGCUGGUGAAGGGGAAGCUGGCCUUGAGCCACCCGCCCAGCACGGCUCCUAUAUGAAAGACACCAAGCCAGAGAACACAAGUACAGGCAAUUUCAAAAGCAACCCGCCCUGUUUGCCAGGUCCAAGUCACCCUCAAGCGGCCCGGUCUGCGGAGGGAGACGCUCAGCGCCCGAUGCAUGGCACGGAGCCCCCAAACGCCGUUGCCACAGGGCCGCAGGCUCCCAACAAAGGUCUCCCAGAAAAUCUGGGCAACCCCUCUGUGCCACAGUCCGGCUUGCCCAACCCUGCAAGGUGGUCCCCGGCCUCGACUGACGGUCCCUCUGCCCCGAUUCCAAAGAAGGGGGAAGCUGAACCGCAAGAUUAUCCCGGCUCUGCCCCCUCGCCACAUCCGCCCGGCUCCUCGCUGGGGGCUCCAGCGGGGGACGAGAGCCAGUUCUUUAGCUUUGUGGUCCUGCACGCUGGCGAAGAUGAGGAGGUGGCCUGCCGGGUGAAGAAUGAGCUGGAACGCCUGGGUGUCUCUGACGGAGCCACGUACAGCGAAGAUUUCCUGGUGCCAGGACACUGCCCGCUCGGCUGCUUCCAAAAUGCUCUGGACAACUCGGCCUUCACCCUCCUGCUCCUGACGGAGAACUUCCAGAGCCGGUUGUGCGCCUACCAGACCAGCGUGGCCCUGAUGGACUCCUUCCAGCGCUUAUGCAAAAGAAACACGGUCAUCCCGUUUGUUCCCAAGGAGAACCCGAUCCCACUCAAGGAGAUGCCCACCCUGCUGGCCGGGCUGGUCGCCAUGGACGAAAACUCCCCCGUUUUCAGAAAGAGGGUCCAGAACACCUUCACCGCAAGGGCGAUCCAAGAGAAGAAAGCUAUGUGGAGCACUCUGCGCCGGGCCCAAGAAAUCCGCCGACAACGGGAACGGGAGCACGAGUACCAGCAGAUGCUGAGACGUCUCUCUGAGCUCAGCCCCAACGAGCGCCUUCGGGCACCACUGGGGGGCUUUCCGGGAUUCCAGGAUCCCUCUGGAUCCCCGCCGCCACCAGCCUUUGCGGCUACGCCGUUCCCUGCUCCCAGGAUGGGCCAGCCUCCCGAUCAUCCCUCUCUGACUCAGCCGUGGAUGCUCUCCCUGGGCUCCGGCGGGCCUCAGCCCCAGUUCAUCAUCCAGAACGCUCAGAUGAUCCAGAUCGGAGACUAUAACCGCAUGCAGGCGGACAGGAUCGACCCAACGCUCAGCACAGCGGAUGAAGACGGUGGAGAGGACUGAGGGGUGGAAGGCCGUGUCAGGGAGGAGACAUGGCGGCUGAAAAUUAAGGGCUCUUUCUACGACUUCUCUCUUCCUCUUCCUCCACCAAUGCUACUGAGGAUCAAACCUAGGAUCCUGCCUUGUGAAACAGGUCCCCUCCUUUCCAAAUUGACUCAGGACUUCAGCUGGAUUGCUUGGCUGCCUUGCACCGCCUGCUCUGACCGGCAGCUGCUCUUCCUUCCAGAAUCUCAGGUGGGACAGAUUCUUUCCUGUUUCUUCCAGUUCCGUUUUCGGGCAAUUUAAAAAAACAUACUCUGUAGGGUGGCAAAUGAGUCCCACCAUCUACCACAGCGAGGCAUGCAGCUUCCUCUCGUGGCCAGCAGGUCUCCUGAUGUGUGAAGCAGAGCAAUCCGGCGGCUUUUCCCAAAAAUGGCAGAACUUGAACCCAGCUCUGUGUGCUCUUUUGCCGAGCAAUCAUCUCUUCUCAUCCUGACCCAAGAAAAAGCUGGCCUCCUGCUAUUCUUCCUCCUUGGCUACAAAAGUCUGUCUAAUAAUGAAAACUUUCUUUAACAACACAAAUCAGGACAAAGGAUCCAGAGAGCCUCUCCGAUUAAUUGACCAAUAAAACUCCUUCACUGUGGGCCAAACGUUUGCUGAAGCCCAAGGAAAAGUUGCAGUCCUGGGCCAGCUUAUGCAGGCAGACGCGAAUGGGCCUGCUCGUGAGGAGGCCUGUGUUGCAAGAGGUGGUCUCUGCACAACCAAGAGGUACUCGUUCACUACCAGUUUCACUGCCACGGCUCCAUGGAUAAAAGGAGUCCUGGAGUUUCUAGCAUAGUGAGCGAUUCGCAUUUCUAACAAAUCCCCUCGAAUUCUUGGCGAAGUACAACUCUCAGGAUCCCCCAGGAUCGGAGCCAGGACUUUGGCACCAAAUGGAUACAACUGUGAAGUGCAGACACACCAGGUCCAUCUUGCAACCGUGCAGGCGGAGUGGAUCCUGAAGACAGCGUUGGGUUUAUGGCCACAACUAACGGACUUUCCUAAGAGAAAGCAACCCUCCGCCCUCACCCAGGGCAAGGGUGUGCAUGCACCUGAAGGCUUAGUUGUUCGGGGUGGAUCUUCAAACCCUACGCCUUCCAGACGUAAUCCUAUAGCAGAAGAGGGGGUCCCUCUAUGCAAACCACUCGAAAAAUCAAACCUUAAACGCAAGGUUUCACAAAUAAUAUUCGCUUCCUCGGCCUGAAGAGGAGAAGAAUCACGAACCAAAGUCCCCACGUGGCCGUAUCAUUCUUAAAAUAUCAUCCUCUACCACUCUUCGCUAGACAUGGGGACGUAGUCUACUGGCCCUUUGCUAAAAUGCAUUGGACUUCCAACAGCCAGCCUCACUAACCACUGGUCCUGCUGGCCAUCGGCAAUUGUGAGGCUGGCAACUGGUGGAGGCUUGGGGUGGGACAGGGCUUCGUUUAAAGGUGGCUGAUACAUCCUUUUACAACCAAGGCCGGCGGUGAAGCAUGGAGGCUAGAAGCUUUUCAAAUGUGAAAAAUUGUGCAAUGAUAAUAGUGGGUGUUUAACAUCUCAUUUAGAAGAAAUAUGUUGUUUCAAUAAAAGACCUAACUUCUCUUUUUUUCUGAA